Messenger RNA from Nematocida minor, 1089 nucleotides. RefSeq lists its product as uncharacterized. Gene Ontology annotation, cellular component: nucleus; cytoplasm; GID complex. Lineage: Eukaryota; Fungi; Microsporidia. The record is from RefSeq and is a predicted model, not a curated record. Gene Ontology annotation, biological process: proteasome-mediated ubiquitin-dependent protein catabolic process. The transcript has a single exon. Bases 1 to 1089 code for a protein of 362 amino acids. Gene Ontology annotation, molecular function: ubiquitin protein ligase activity.
AUGCAGGCUUCCCAACAUAUAAGACAAUUGUCCAUCCAGCUCAAACAGUACCUAAAACAGUGCAAAGAAAAGAACCAAUUUUCACCCGAGCUCGCCAAAAAUGCUGUUAUGGACAGCCUGGCCCCUCUCGCAGAGCUUCCUUUGGACCAAGCGUGUGCACCUCGCACAGCUCCUCCAGUAGAGGGAAAGGCCAGUGAAGAUCCAUACAUAUACGCUCUGAUUACCGAACAUCUGUGCAGGAGUAAUGCAAUACAAAGUGCGCGCACUCUUCUAGAGGAAAUGGAGGAGAUGUUUCCGCUGAAGGAGGAAACAGAGAGGGUUGACAUUCUAAAGGCAUACUGCCCGUGGUCUGAUGAGCUGGGGAAAAAGCCGUCACACUCAAUAACUCGAAAGUCUUCUCGGUUCCAGCAAAUAUGCCAAGUAAAAGAAAAAUGCGCUAGUCUCAUUGAAAACUACAGGGAGAAUCCUUUUCCUCUAGACAUUGUUUCCAACAUCUACAGAAUAAUCAACGACAGCUACAUAGAGCCUCUGCGUCUCCCAGACAAUUUUGAAAAAAAGGAACUUCUUCUACAAGAUACCAUAGACAAUAUUCAAAAAUGUUUUAUUGAAGAGAACGACACAAUUCUUUACUUUGACGGGAAGACGGGGCAUGUGUACGCAAAAAGCUCAAAAAGCUACAAAGAAGUGCAAAUUGUUCUGAGCUUGCUUGUAUUCCCGCACCGUUGCAAAGAGGUAGAAAGGCUCCUGCGCGCCAAGAGAGUAGACUGGCCUGUAGACGCAAUUUCUCUUGAAACUCUGUACUAUGUGGGAAAGGCGAUGGAGUCCAUCAAUCUGUCGCCGUACAGCUGCGAUGGAGAGAUAGAAUCAGCAGUUCCUCCUGCCCUUUCGUUCCAUUCCACCUUUUUCUGUCCUAUUCUUCGAACCGAGUGCUCAGUAGACAAUGCUCCGUGCAUACUUACAUGCGGGCAUGCAAUUAGCAUCCGCGCUUUAGAAAAAAUUGCCUCUUUCAAAGGCAUGGUUUUCAAAUGCCCGUACUGCCCCAAAGAUGCAAAUAUUAAAGAUGUAUCCAAAGCCAAGCUGUUUAUAUAG